AUGGUCCACCGCCGAUCUACACGUACAGCCACCAAAGCUCCUCCUCCUCCCCGGAGCUCGUCCAAAAUGAAGCAAAACGCCAUUGCCAGCUCCUCUUCCGUGCGGCUGUUCAUGUGCUCAGUCAUUUUGCCCAAUCUGUUGAUGGUCGCCGUGGCCCUCGUGGCCGUCUGGUUCGAAGUCACGACCAGCGACUUUUACGUGCAGUCAGCCGAGCUUUUGUCUCUGCUCAAGCGCUCGUUCAUCUUCUGGGUCUGUCUGGCUGUGCGGAUGCAGCUGAAAGACUUUGUGACGCCUCCCGAGCAUACUCGUCGCGCCCCGUCGCUUUGGAAAGAGGGCCGGCGACACACCCGCGCGCUUUUUGCUGCAGUGGCUGCAAAUUUGCUGGGAACGACAAUCAUUCGUCCGGUGUUUGGCGCAGCACCGCAGUUCGAAGACACUGUGCGGCUCGUCGUGCCCAUCUACUUCCUCGUCGAGGUCGUGGUCGACGGCCUUCGCUUCCCGCUCCCUUUACUCACGACAGUUGUUGGCCUGAGCGUCAGUUGGCUGAAGGCCGUGACGAUCCCGAAACUUGUCAUGGAGUGGCAGUCGACCACCAGUGCGCAUCCGAUAGCGUUUCUUGCGAUUUCGACGGCCAACUUGUACGCCAGUGGCCUGGUGCUGCGGUAUCUGGCAAACUACGCUCGGACACGUCGUGUUCUGGACGUGUCUAUGGAGACCGUCACUUUCCUUGUCAAGAGCGUUGGAACCAGUGCUGCUGUUGCUGUCGUGGCCUACGUCGCAAAUCAUCUCAUGGCGAAUAAGGAACGAGUACUGGAGGCCCGUGCUCUCUACUUCAUUGUCGCAUGGUUUGUGCUGGAUAAGUACUGGAAGAAAGCAGUUCGAGAGCUGCUGAUUUACCUGUGUCUGUCAAAAGAGAAGUCAAAGGGCGAGUAG
This is a messenger RNA of Hyaloperonospora brassicae, 933 nucleotides long. The record is from the annotation of a GenBank genome assembly. NCBI's taxonomy places the organism in Eukaryota, Oomycota, Peronosporomycetes, Peronosporales, Peronosporaceae.